Molecule: messenger RNA, 5526 nt
Organism: Clarias gariepinus (North African catfish)
Lineage: Eukaryota; Metazoa; Chordata; Actinopteri; Siluriformes; Clariidae
Gene: foxo3b
Product: forkhead box O3b
Exons: 3
Coding region: 730-2673 (647 amino acids)
Biological process (GO): regulation of transcription by RNA polymerase II
Cellular component (GO): mitochondrial matrix; nucleus
Molecular function (GO): DNA-binding transcription factor activity, RNA polymerase II-specific; RNA polymerase II cis-regulatory region sequence-specific DNA binding
Source: RefSeq, a predicted model, not a curated record
UCGCUCUGUCUCUGUCGCUGCAGUCAGUCUUUUGUAUAAGUUCUACAGGAGCUAAUGUAGCACUGAAGGAGGACGGAUUGCUGUGUCUGAUUUACUGUGCAUACAGUGCAGUUAGAUAAGAAACAGCACUAGUUGUGUGUUUGGUUUUGGUUCCAGAUCGAGAGAUUUUUUCUCUCUCUCUCUUUUGUGAAUCAUAGAGUAGAAAGGGAAGUCAAAUCCUGAACACGAGCAGUGAUGAUCUAGAGUUCUUGAUCUGCGAGUUUUAUGUGUUGAUUUCUUUUUGUAAAGUGUCGUUUUAAAUCUAAUAAUCCUGGUCCUCUGGGGAGCGCGUGGAGAUCUCACUGAAUGGGAUGGUUUUAGUGACGUUGCGGCGCUCGCGCUCUCUCCUUAGCCACUGCGCGUGCGAUAUCCAGCUGCAUUACAUCAGUGCUCGGGCUGAGCGCGAGCGUGCUACAGAAGCGGAGUCCGGUGAUCUGAACGGGUCUCGGUGAACGGUGCGUGCGUGUGUGUUUGUGCGCACUUGUGGUUAGACUAUAAUAUUGACAUCAUCAUUAUCAUUAUACUGUAUUAGACAGCCCUACUGAAAGGCACGUGCAGUCCCAUGCGUGUGUGUUGACGCUCUGUGCAGACGCGUUCAUGGCACACCACUUCGUCCGCGCGCCACUACGCGUCUAAACUUGCACCGGGAAGCUCGUGCAGCGACACUCGUCUACAGGUUCCGCGGUCUCGAUGGCUGAGACAACAUCAUCCCCCGAGCCUCUGCCCGGAAUGGACGUGGCCAUAGACCCGGACUUUGAGCCCCAGAAGCGGCCGAGGUCAUGCACUUGGCCGCUGCCGGAGUCCAGCUUGGCGAAGCCAGAAGCCAACGCCACGUACAUCAUCCCUGAGGAGGAGGAUGAUGAUGAAGAGGAGAGUGCAAUGGCUGUCAGCGCGAACGGAGAAGAUGGCAGGCCUGAUGCGCAGAGCGGAGAUCAGGACCAGGACCAGGCGGGAUCGCAGACCCAGGUGGAGGCUAAAGCGCGCGCUGCUGAGGUGAACGGACAGGGGGUGCAGCAGCAGCAAACCCCACGCAAGUCCUCGUCGCGCAGGAACGCCUGGGGGAACCUGUCCUACGCAGACCUUAUCACGAAAGCCAUAGAGAGCACACCGGACAAAAGACUGACUCUCUCCCAGAUCUAUGACUGGAUGGUCAGAAAUGUCCCUUACUUCAAAGACAAAGGAGACAGCAACAGCUCGGCUGGCUGGAAGAAUUCCAUCAGGCACAACCUGUCUUUACACAGCCGUUUCGUCCGUGUCCAGAACGAGGGAACCGGAAAAAGCUCAUGGUGGAUGAUAAAUCCUGAAGGAGGAAGGGGAGGUAAAGCACCACGUCGCCGCGCAGUCUCCAUGGACAACGGGAACAAGUACACCAAGAGUGCACGAGGACGUGCAGCAAAAAAGAAGGCUGCGUUACAGGCUGCCCAGGAGGGAUCGAUAGAGAACGUGUCUGCUGGGGGUCUGUCCAAGUGGCCAGGUAGUCCUACAUCCCGUAGCAGUGAUGAACUGGAUUCCUGCUGGACUGACUUUCGGUCACGAACAAACUCCAAUGCUAGCACAAUAAGUGGCCGUCUGUCACCAAUCUUAGCCAAUCCAGAGUUGGAUGAGGUUCCAGACGAUGAGUUGGGCCCACCCCUCUCACCAAUGAUCUACUCCAGUUCCAACAGCCUUUCGCCUCCUUCUUCAUCCUCCUCAAACUCCAAGCAAUGCCCGGCUGAGCUUCCACGACUAGGCACGAUGAACCUCAAUGAUGGGCUAACUGACAACCUUAUGGAUGACCUCUUGGACAACAUAGCACUUGCACCAUCAACACAGGCAAGUCAAGAUGGCUCCACCUUUACAUUCGGGAGCACCACUUCCACUCCAGGCUCCUCCUCUUCCUCACCAAAUGGUGCCAGUAGUAGUGGAGGGUUUGGUAAUUCCAUUUUCGGCCCCUCUGCUGGAGCAUUAAGACAGACACCCAUGCAGACGAUCCAGGAGAACAAACAAGCAUCUUUCUCAAGCAUUUCUCGUUUUGGGAACACCACGCUUCAGGAGCUGCUAAACUCUGACUCACUGGGCUCCCACAGCCACAGCGAUGUCAUGAUGACACAGUCUGACCCACUCAUAUCACAAACCAGUGCAGCCGUUGCUUCUCAGAAUUCCCGUCUUCGCAAUGGCCUCAUGCACCCCAAAGACCCUAUGAUGCCAUCAUUCAGUUCUGGGUUCAAAGGUCAGAGCAGCCCUCUCCAGAACAACCGACAUCAUCAGGGCACCAACACCCAGGCAUCACUGCACUCGCUCCCCAAAAAUGGUCAUCCAAGCCUGGCGAAUGAGAUUAAUAACGUAGUUUCUGCCAAGCAGCAUCUUCAGCAGCAGUCCUCCAUCUUGUUAAGUGAGACCUCUGUUUACUCUGGGUUGAAUGGCAGUAACGGAAUGGGGGUUUCUGGAACAGAACGGUUUCCCACAGACUUGGAUUUGGACAUUUUCAACGCAAGUCUUGACUGUGACAUGGAUUCCAUAAUCCGCUCAGACUUAAUGGAUGCUGACGGUCUAGACUUUAACUUUGAUGCUUUGGUGCAAAAUAACGUCAGCCUGAACCCUGUUGGCAGCUUCAAUGGGACAACGCAGUCCAGUCAAAGCUGGGUUCCUGGCUGAAAGUGAUUUUAAAGGCUCACACCUGCAUUGCAAAAAAACAAAAAAAAACUACAACCCACAGACAAAUUUCCAUCCAUCAUGGACUCAUGCCAUCAAUUGCCAAGCCUGCCGCCACCAUCGAGCACUGGAACCUAUGUCUGUUUACAGUCGACAGCUCUGGAGAAUCUUACCUUAAGUACAGGAAACACACCAGAACCCACCAAGGAGUUUUUUGAUUAAACGAACACUCAUUUUUAAAGUCCUCCCCCAAACAAUGCCUAUCUUCGAAAUCACUUGAAAAUAGAAGGGUUUCGCGUGCUACGGAAAAAAAAAACUUCCUACGACUUCCUUGUGGUUUGUUGUCAAAUGUCAUCUUCAAGCACUUACACUUUAAUAACACAUUACUCAAACUGAGAGUGAAAAUUUACACACGAGUUUAAAUUUCAAAAGCAACACUCUGAGACUGAGUAAUGUUUCGACUCGGUGCACUUUGGGUUCCGCCUCCAGUUUCAGUUUUGAUCAGCGGCGUAAUCAGUUCCUAAUUUGACAUAGUAGCUUAAUAUCAGAACUGAAGUAAUACAAUAUUGUAGCACAGAAAUACAAGAAGAAAAAGAUUCCUUACUGUUUGUUUGUACUGUAUGUAACUAAAAAAAAAAAAAAGAAAGAAAAAGUUUUUAACUCGUAUGUAAAUGCUUCUAAGAGAGAGCUUAGCUGGUGGAAGGAUAAUGUUUAGCUAGUUGUAACACGACUUCUGGGCUAUUGCAUAUCAUUGUAGCCAAAUUAAGAACUUAAUAAAAAUGUUCUUGCAUUGUGAACAUUUCCACGCCAUACCAGGUGCUAAAUAAUCAGUGUUGGGCCAUGUGUGUGUUCCCAAGGCUUGAAGGACAGAGCAUACACAAUUACCAUAGCUUAUGGCAGCAUUCAGUGGUGGGUAGGCUUCCCCUGUAGAAAGCCAUCUUUACUGAGCAAAAACAAAUAAGCUAGCAUUUGUAUAUUUGCCAAAUUACUUGAACAUGUUGGAGAUAUGCUUUUAGCCAAAAUCACGUGGAAAAACACAGUUGAAUUUAGAGACUUCCUGUCUCUAUAUGCAAACUAUAUUAUCACCAUGGCUCAGGGUUGAAAAGGGGUUACCAUAAAAAAAUAAUAAUAAAAAAAGAAUUUUAACUAGAAAAAGUUCAGGUCCCCGCUCAGUUCUAACUGCAACCUGGUUCUAUACAGUUUCUUGACAGUGAAAAAUGUUAAGGGAAUGUGUGCAUUUCUACACAGGCAACAAGCUUCUAAAAACAGGAAGCGACAAAAGAAUUUCGGGGUGGGGUUUUGUUUUGUGUCUCGAAUGAGAUUUUGUUGUUUUGGAAAGCUUAGCUUUUCUUACAGUUGUAUAAAAAAUCUGAUGAAAUCCCCAGUGUUGUGUGUUGUCUCGCACCACUAUGCAUGUAUGUAACUGUGCAUUGUGUGAAUAAUGUACAAACAUCCUGCUUCGAGUCAUGUAACGUUGUGAUGGCACAGUACAAGUAUUGAAAAUGCUGUGAGAGCGCUUUGGACCACUCGAGAUUAUAAAAUACCCUUAGAUCCAAAAAGUCAAAAAAGUAGUCUCCAUGUACACAAACUCCAGGUAAUAGUUUGUAGGUGUUGUGAAAAUUUUAAUGUGUGUCGUCUUCUUCAUGGACGUUCUUAUUUCUUACAUUAACAUACCAGAAAAGUCCAUAAGAACAAAUUCAACCUUAGAUUAAUCAUGGGCCUGAUUUAUCAAUCUUUUAACUGAAGUCCUGUGUGUAUAUGGACACACCCCAGCUUCAAAUUCCGGACAUAUUUACACAAAACGUCCCGUAAGACUGAUUUUCCUUUGUACUCACAAGCGUUUGUUGAUAAAUACCAGCCAGGACAUUCAUGGCACAGCUGAGUUUCAUUGAGCGACGCCCACAAAACUCCAUAAUAGGGAAAGCUUAUGGAGGAUAACGAGGUGAAAAGGAAGAAAAUAAGUUAGAAGAUAUUUUAGGCUCAUAUUGACACCAAUGAAGCAGGAUGCAUAACACCUGAUAAAGACCAAAAUGCAGGGAUAAGUAAAAAUGAAAACAGAUGGAGGAAAAAUAUAUAUUGUCUCUGUCUUUGAAUCAAUACACCCUUUUAGAAAUGCAUGAGGAAACCCGAUUGAUGAAUUCAAGAAGAAACCGAUAAUGGCACAUAGCACGCUGGGGAAUAUCAUGCUCGGAGGACGUCAAGACCUAUUCGAGAUCAGGUAUUUAUAUUAUGUCUGUUUGAAAUAGGAAGAAAUCCCAAGCAGUGACAACAACUCGAGACAGGAAUGGCACAAGGUUGAAUUAUCCAGCUUUUAUUCUUGAGGAAAAAAAUGAAACCAAUAAACUAAUGUUAAUUCGUGAGUUCAUAUCCAGCUUGAUAAAUGAGGCCCAUUGCUUGGAAAAUCGCACAAAUUUACCCAUAAAAAAAUAUAUAUAUAUCUUUUAAUUGGCCCUAGCUCUUUAGAACAACCUUGCAUGUGUUCUGCUUCUUCUACUACUUUUUCUUUUUCUAAUUAUGACUUGUUUCUAGGUGGGAGAACAUGACACCACCUCAGUUAUAUUCCAUGGGAAUGAUUGGUAUCCCAGCCAGCCCUAAUAACCUCCCAAGUCCACGGUGUUAUGUAUACGUCCAUGCUGAGAAUCAGACACGAUUACCACUAUCGUAAUCUCUUCCUGACUUUAUCCCGCCUAUUAUCUUCGUCCCUUGACCCCUUGUCCACUUGACCCCUUGAUCCUGUAGUAAUAACUUCUCUCCUUGAUGUUAGUGGGUAUUUUUAUUCCUGUGUACUCCAUUUUGAAUUGCAAUCUAGUUUGUAUAAAAAUGGUGCGCAUGUAAAUAAAGCUUGAUUGAGCUCUA